CAGAAUUCAACAAAAAGUGUCCUAAAUGUUACAAGCGCUUGAAAUUGAAUUGAAAAAAGUGGAUCGUGUUUAAAACCAUUAGUUUCGGAGACUUAAGAAAUUCCGUUAAAAAUUUCAAAACUAUUAUAUAAUGAAGUGGUGCUAUAGUCGUUACACUACUGGAGUCACAAUUGGCUCUCUAUAUAUUUUGGGCAUCGUAUUAUUUUUUAUUUCAACAUUUAUUACUUAUAUGCAUUAUGACAAGUUGGAGAAAGUUCAACGUAGAGAAAAAUUAAAGUUAGAAGCUAUCAAAUCCAUGAUAAUAUGUUCUGUACAAGCUAUAAUAUCUGCUUUAUUCAUAUUAGCCAUUGUAAAGAGGUAUAAAUAUUUGAUAAUUCCCUGGCUAUUACUUGCUUUCUACAAUUUCUAUUACACUGGUUUGCAUGCAUACUAUUGCUUUAUUGGAGCUGCCAUAGCUGGUCCUUCCGUUUGGUUUAUUUUGCUUCUUAUUGUGAUUGCUCUGUUGGUAUUUGGUCUACAAAUUGUCGUUUUUUGGUUUAGUUGUUCCUUGUUUAAGGAAAUACAUUUCGAAUAUAAUCAAAAACCUCAGAUCCCAACUUCAGAUCCUCAGAGGUCAGAAAAUACUUAUGAAAUUUGA
Molecule: messenger RNA, 637 nt
Organism: Lucilia sericata (common green bottle fly)
Lineage: Eukaryota; Metazoa; Arthropoda; Insecta; Diptera; Calliphoridae
Exons: 4
Coding region: 131-637 (168 amino acids)
Source: RefSeq, a predicted model, not a curated record